AUGAGCUACAAAGUUGGCUUCUCACAAAAACUGCAACAAGACUUGCUCGAUCAAGAACUUUCUGCUAAAGGUAAUACUGCUCUUACUGCCACUGCCAUUGAACACGAGAAUACGGCUUUAUUUCAUGAACAACAACAGCAACAGCAACCAGACGAUUACUCCAAGAGACGGAAGUUGCCAAUAAUUGUUGAUGUUGCACUUGAUGCUAACGGUAAACAAUUGUACCAAAUUCACGAGUCUUCCAAGUUGGUGCGAAAGGAGAUGCCUCGUUCAACAAAUUUCAAUCUUCACAGCGAGUUGACUGCUGAGCAACUUUCAUUUAUCCAAAAUGGGGGAGAUUUUACAGAUAUCAGCACCAGUCCUUUGAAAGAAGGUACAAGCGGAUCCAAGAGCUUUCAUCAAGACGACUAUUACACCCACAGUAGCAACGAUCAUGACGUAUCAUUCUUCAACGAAGGUAAUGCCAGUGUGGACCUGGUAAGUAACACCCACACCAACCCUGACCUCUCACAUACCAACAAGCUCAACCAUGAAGGGUUUUCUCGUGUUGAAGAUACAGAUAUCUGGUCCGAAGAUGUUGAACAAGCUUUUGAAGAAGUUUUAACAUUCAUUCCCAAAAAUGGCUUGAACAAGAUCAAGAUUGCUGGUCGAUCUUGUGGAAGAAACGAGCUCAUAUCCGAUUAUAUCUUCACCAAGACGGGUAAAUUCAGAACAAGAAAACAAGUGUCUUCUCAUAUUCAAGUCAUAAAGAAUUUGAAACAAAACGACAAAAUCAUUGAUUUGAUCAAUAAUGGACCCAAUGUUGCAAAUGAUCAAGAUCAAGCUCAAAUUUUAAAGAAAUUUGAAACUGUGUUUUCCAAGAUCAAUAUUAGUAAGUCGUUGGGUUUCAGUAACUCAAUGAAGAGAAAGCUGAGUGGCAAUGGUUGUGCCACCACGAGAGGACGCAGUGGGGGUGUGGCUUCUCAGAUAGUCCCAAUCCACUUACCUGCCACAAAGAGAAGAAGAAAAAGUCACACACUGUCAUCAUCAAGUACAGACUUGCCAGAAUUGGAGAUUGGCAACUUUAGCAUGUCAAUUACUGAUUGCAAUUCAGAACCCAUUCUCUUGACUAUCGAAAAGAAUAGCUUCAACAAGUAUGGUAUUUUGAAGCAUUUGAAAUUGAAUGAUAAUGCCAGUAUAUCCCAUCGGUUCCCUGGAAUGGCCGAAUUUGAAAAUUGUCCUCAAAUACCAGUGUUGCACAAUAUGGCUCGAAUUUACCUUCCUGAUGAGUUUUCACCUAAGCUUUAUGACGUUGGUUCUGGCUUUCACGCAAGCUACAACUUGAAAUGCAAGAAUCACGCACAAUCAUUAUCCACAUCGUCCCCAACAACAACAACAACAACAACCACAGCACCAGCACCAACAUUGUUAACAACCAAGCUUAAAUCAAAGCAGUUUAGUAUAUUCACAUGCAUCUAUUCCUAUGGUCAGCAAGUAUCCAAAUAUAAUCAGUCUGGUAUCCAUUUGAAUGAAGAGUGUCAAUUUUUAAGCAACUUUUGGAAACCGUUCACUCGGUUCGUGCUUAUGGGUAAACUGGCUCAAGAGGUAGCUACGGCUUUAAGAGGGCUUUCAAUCAAACAAGUUGUUUAUGAAUCUCACCAUAGUAGUAGUUGUGGUAGUGACCACGACCAGGACGAUUCCGCUUUUGUGAAAGACGAAGAGCUGUUUGUGGUGUUGAAAUCCAGAGUUAAGUUGGUUUUACUUUGGGAGUUUCUGCAAGUUUACGACCCAGUGCAGGCAAUAACGACAACUACAAAAAUUAUCUUACCUGGUGGUGUCAAUAAUGAUCACUUGGUGACUGCGGAUGAAAAGAUCGUACCGCAGGUUGUCACGUAUAAUGUUGCGAAUGAUGAGUCAUACCAAUAUCAGAACGUCGAUGCCGUGGACUAUGAUAUGGAAUCAGCUGUCCAAACAGGCCCUUCAGCAAUUUCAAAUUUCAAGAUCGGAAAAGCUACAACUAGUCCCAACACAACAUCCAUCUCAACAUCUGGCUUAGAUCAUUGUGAAGGUGUAACAGCCGCCACUACGGUCACUACUGCAGCACAAUCUCGUUCAAAAGGGCUCCCUUCACUACAUGGUGAGUUUGGACCAGAGCCACAAAAUGUACGCCAGUUCUUUGUCGGCGAUGCAUAUCUGCAACAGCAACAACUACUACAACAGCAACAACAUGUCUUUGACACAGAGGCUACACUCUCGAACCAGAGCCAUCCAUUUCACCAUGUAUCACAACAACAGUCAUCUUUCUCAUACCUGCAUAUUCAUCCAGAUUACGAGAUCCAAAUGCAGCCUCAGAUUCCUGUCCACUACCACCAUGUUCACCCACACUCGGGAUACAAGCUACAUCAAUCGGCUCACAUGGAUCUUAUGAUGGUUCCAACAGGCUCUGUGCAUUUGGAACCAGUUUCCAAUUUUCAGGAGUAUCAGUAUGCGAACCAAGGGUUUACACAAGGGUAUACCAGUGACUAUUGA
Messenger RNA from Lodderomyces theae, 2508 nucleotides. RefSeq names its product transcription factor TEC1 (gene TEC1). Bases 1 to 2508 code for a protein of 835 amino acids. The transcript has a single exon. The record is from RefSeq and is a predicted model, not a curated record. Gene Ontology annotation, molecular function: DNA-binding transcription factor activity, RNA polymerase II-specific; RNA polymerase II cis-regulatory region sequence-specific DNA binding. Gene Ontology annotation, biological process: regulation of transcription by RNA polymerase II. Lineage: Eukaryota; Fungi; Ascomycota; Pichiomycetes; Serinales; Debaryomycetaceae. Gene Ontology annotation, cellular component: transcription regulator complex.